Molecule: messenger RNA, 1154 nt
Organism: Scutellospora calospora
Lineage: Eukaryota; Fungi; Glomeromycota; Glomeromycetes; Diversisporales; Gigasporaceae
Source: the annotation of a GenBank genome assembly
UGUUAUUAAGCUUGGCUUCUAAUGAUAAUACCCUUCGUUCAAGUGCUGAGCAACAACUGAAUGAACAAUGGAUCGCGCAACAACCGGACUUACUGUUUCUUUCUUUAAUUCAGCUUGGAAGAUCUCACGAAGAAACACACGGCCGUUCUUUUGCUUUUGUGUUGCUUCGAAGAAUUGCAUUUAAGCAAGUACCAGGUCAAACAACAAAAACAGAAGAUUCUAUGAUAUGGGACCGUCUUCAAGAGCAAAGUAGACAAGCAAUCAAAAAUGAACUUUUAGUAUCACUUUCAGUCGAACAAGAAAACACUGUACGUUAUAAGGUGUGUGAUGCUGUUUCUGAAGUGGCCAAAAAUUCCUUCCUAAAAGGACAAAAGUGGGGUGAACUAUUACCAGCUCUAUUUGAAGCCAGUAAAUCUCCUUCUGCUGAACAUCGUGAAGCUGCUUUACGCAUAUUUUCUGCUGUGCCUAAUCUAAUCACUGACCAGCCCAUUGAAAUUGUGAAACAAGUGUUUUCCGCAAAUUUACAAGAUGCUAAUAAUGCGGCUAUUCGUAUGGCUUCUCUUAAAGCUGCUGUAGCAUUCAUGCUGGAAACAAAUCAACAAAGUCGUGCUUCUUUUUCAGAAUUGAUGCCACAGAUGCUUGAGGUCUUAUCUCCUCUUGUGGUACAACGAGAUGAAGAUGGUUUAGUUGAUGGAAUAAUGGUGUUUAUUGAAUUAGGUGAAAACUUACCACGUGUAUUUAGGCCGGUUCUACUUAAUGUUAUGCCUUUCGCUAUAAAUAUUAUGAAAGAUAAAACUUUUGAAGAUGGUACACGCCAAACUGCUCUUGAACUUCUACUUACUUUAUCAGAAGCCUCUCCAUCAAUGAUGCGUAAAACUCAAGACUUUUGUUCACAAGUUAUCCCUAUAUCCUUGGAGAUGAUGACUGAAUUAGAUGAUUGUGAAGAAUGGUACACAACCGAUGAUUUGGAAGAUGAUGACAAUGAUGAAAACUAUGUUAUAGGAGAACAUGCCAUGGAUCGAUUGGCUCGUAAUCUUGGUGGAAAAGCUGUACUUCCUAUUACUUUUAAUUAUAUUCCCUCCAUGUUGGGAUCAGAAAAAUGGGAACAACGUCAUGCUGCACUUAUGGCAAUAUCUGCCAUUGGGGAAGGUUGU